Molecule: messenger RNA, 1633 nt
Organism: Syngnathus typhle (broad-nosed pipefish)
Lineage: Eukaryota; Metazoa; Chordata; Actinopteri; Syngnathiformes; Syngnathidae
Product: BTB/POZ domain-containing protein KCTD1
Exons: 5
Coding region: 330-1364 (344 amino acids)
Biological process (GO): negative regulation of DNA-templated transcription; protein homooligomerization
Cellular component (GO): nucleus
Molecular function (GO): transcription corepressor activity; transcription factor binding
Source: RefSeq, a predicted model, not a curated record
AGGUGGGUGGGGGUCUUCAGAGCCGUUUUUGUGAAAAGGAAGGGGUAAAAAAAGCCGGUCUGGAAACAGGAUUGGUUUGCCCGUGAAAAUGCGACAGUCGUACCUGCUGCCGCUGAAAGAGCGACAGCCUCGAAGAGCCGCGGGCGCUGCGAUGCUAAUGUUGUCGGGGGCUUUGACUUCUCCCAGCCAUUGCGAGCGAGCUGCUCCGCCUGACAGCCACGCUCUCCCCGCGCGUCCUCCUCCUCACAUUCGAGCCGACAAAAAAAACGAGAACGGACGAAAGAAGACAAGAAAUCUAAUUUCGUGACAGCAAACCAAAAAAAAAAAAAAUGGAUGAGACGGAUAUCAUGGACCUGACGCAUCAGAAGGCGAGGAAGCGACCGCGGCCAAUCACCUCCGCGGACGAGGCGGCGGUGCACGCUCCACUCAAACGAGCGCCGAUGCGUGCGGCCGAGUGCCGGGAGACGUCGCUCAUGUACGCCGUGCGCGGAGAACCACUGCCCGCCGCCUCGCUCAAGCAGAAUGACCACUCGGUGACCUCGUCGCCUACCAGCGUCAUGCCGGCGCAGGACAAUCGCUCCAGUAUGUCCCGACCCAUGAUCACACGCUCGCCGGUGUCUCCGUUGAGUAACCAGGGCAUCCCCACGCCGGCGCAGCUCACCAAGUCCAACGCACCGGUGCACAUCGACGUGGGCGGACACAUGUACACAAGCAGCCUGGCCACACUCACCAAAUUCCCGGAAUCUCGAAUCGGUCGCCUCUUUGAUGGCACCGAGCCCAUAGUGCUGGACAGCCUGAAGCAGCACUACUUCAUUGACAGGGACGGACACAUGUUCCGCUACAUCCUCAACUUCCUCAGGACGUCCAAGUUGCUCAUCCCAGACGACUUCAAAGACUACAGCCUGCUGUACGAGGAGGCCCGAUACUUCCAGCUGCAGCCCAUGCUGUCCGAGCUGGAGCACUGGCGCCAGGACCAGGAGCUGGGUCAGGUGUCGCGCCCAUGCGAGUGCGUGGUGGUACGCGUGACCCCCGACUUGGGCGAGAGGAUCACGCUGAGCGGCGACAAGGCGCUGAUCGAGGACGUCUUUCCCGAGAUCGGCGACGUCAUGUGCAACCUGGUCAACGCGGGUUGGAACCACGACUCCACGCACGUCAUCCGCUUCCCGCUCAACGGAUAUUGCCUCCUCAACUCUGUCCAGGUUCUGGAGCGCCUGCAGCAACGAGGCUUCGAGAUUGCCGGUUCCUGCGGGGGAGGCGUGGACUCGUCCCAAUUCAGCGAGUACGUUCUGAGGCGGGAACUGAGGAGGACGGCUCAGCGAGGAGGACUCAAUUCCAAUCGGAUAAAGCAAGAGCAGCUAGAUUAGAGACUCUGCUGGACUUUUUCCGUGCUCUGGACUCUUCACGUUUUUUUUUUCUUCACUUGUUUUGAUUUCUUGUUGAUGUUUUUGUUUUCUUAUAAAAUCAUCUACAGAAUUAAAAAGAAAAAAAAAGAGACGCAUCUGCAAUGGAAAGAUUUGCGACAUUUGAAUUAGAGAUUGCGCGGACAUUUGUGAUUGUCUACCCCCCAUAAAACGCGAAUGAGAAAGAUUUAUAUAUGUUGUAUCCCGAAAUAAAGUUUGUUUUAAAACUUUGA